AUCAUUUGCAAAUAGGGUUUAAUAAUGAUCAAUUUUAGGGUUUUAAUUCUCAAGUUUAAAUGCUUCACGUAUUUCUUUCCUUCCACUGCUUUUUCCCCUUUUUCUCUCUGUCUGGUAGCUAAAUAAAUAGGAGUAGUAGCAUUUGUACUUUUCUCACCCAAAUCACAACCGGCAUUCGCCAGGGUGUUAAGAAUCGUCGGUCGGUGUAGAGAGAGAGAGCGAGAGAGAUAGAAAGAGAAAGAGGGCGGCGGUCGGUGAAGCUGGAGUGUCGAGCUCUGCAAGAAUGAGCGCCUCUCGCUUUAUUAAGUGCGUCACCGUCGGCGACGGUGCUGUCGGUAAAACUUGCCUCCUCAUCUCCUACACCAGCAACACUUUUCCCACUGAUUAUGUUCCAACUGUUUUUGACAACUUCAGUGCGAAUGUGGUUGUGGAUGGGAGCACUGUAAAUCUAGGGCUGUGGGAUACUGCUGGGCAAGAGGAUUACAAUAGGUUGAGGCCCUUGAGCUAUCGUGGGGCCGAUGUCUUUAUUCUAGCAUUCUCUCUCAUUAGCAAGGCCAGCUAUGAAAAUGUAUCCAAAAAGUGGAUUCCUGAAUUGAGGCAUUAUGCUCCAGGUGUGCCAAUUAUUCUUGUCGGGACGAAGUUAGAUCUCCGGGAGGAUAAGCAGUUUUUCUUAGAUCACCCUGGAGCAAUAUCUAUUACCACGGCGCAGGGCGAGGAGCUGAGAAAGAUGAUUGGGGCUGCUGCAUACAUUGAAUGUAGUGCAAAAACACAGCAGAAUGUGAAGGGUGUGUUUGAUGCUGCUAUUAAAGUAGUUCUGCAGCCACCAAAGCAAAAGAAGAAUAAGAAGAAGAGAAAGGGUCAGAAGGCCUGCAGUAUCUUGUAACUCCCCUACCUACUAAAAAGAUGCCAACGAAGGAAAGAGCGGUUUAUGGGUUAGUGGUUGCAUUACUGACUAUAAAUAUACUACACGCCGUAGGAAAUCAAAAAAGCAUCUCGGCUUUGUUGGUUUUAUGGGUGUAUUAAUAAUUUGUAGGUCUGGGGUUUUGUGUAUAUGUAUGAGAUUUCAGAUAUGUUUAUGUUGUACAACUCGACUCAUCAUCUGGUCUUUUUCUUCCUUUAAUCUGUCUGUGUGGUUUGUCACGUAGUUGCAUUGAGUAUAAGAUAGUGUUAUAAUGCUUGCAACCCUGGAUGACAUAUACAUGUUCUUGGUAUGAAUCUAUUCUAUAGAAUUGAUUAGUCG
Molecule: messenger RNA, 1240 nt
Organism: Cuscuta campestris
Lineage: Eukaryota; Viridiplantae; Streptophyta; Magnoliopsida; Solanales; Convolvulaceae
Source: the annotation of a GenBank genome assembly